Molecule: messenger RNA, 709 nt
Organism: Phaeodactylum tricornutum CCAP 1055/1
Lineage: Eukaryota; Bacillariophyta; Bacillariophyceae; Surirellales; Neidiaceae
Gene: Lhcf14
Product: fucoxanthin chlorophyll a/c protein, lhcf type
Exons: 1
Coding region: 11-598 (195 amino acids)
Biological process (GO): photosynthesis, light harvesting in photosystem I; response to light stimulus
Cellular component (GO): membrane
Source: RefSeq, a predicted model, not a curated record
UGAACCAACCAUGAUGAAGCUUGCCCUUAUCGCCUCCCUCGUCGCCGGCGCUGCCGCCUUCGCCCCUGCUUCCAAGCAAGCGUCUUCCAGCGCCCUCAAGGCGUUCGAGAACGAAGCUGGUGUCAUCCAGCCGACUGGAUUCUUCGAUCCCUUCGGCUUGUCCAAGGGUAAGGACAUGGCGACCUUCGACCAGUACCGUACCGCCGAACUCAAGCACGGACGCGUCGCGAUGCUUUGUGUCAUCGGAUACGUUGUCCCAGAAUUCUACCGCUUUCCUGGUGAUAUCGCCCCGGGUUUGAAAUUCGCUGAUGUGCCCAAUGGUGUCGCUGCUUUGAGCGCCAUUCCCGCCCUUGGCUGGGCCCAGAUCUUCUUCUUGGUCGGUGCCGUCGACUACUGGGGUGUACUCGGUGACUUUGAAUACGGAAAGCCCGACCUUGAUGCCGAUACUUUGGCCAAGCGUCAAACCCAAGAACUUCAGAAUGGACGUCUUGCUAUGCUCGCCACCCUCGAACUCCUCCGUCACGAUUCCCAGAACUACGUCUCACCCGGAUUUGAUGGCUUGGACAACCUCAUCACCGGUCUUCCCUUCCUUUACUAAAAUGUUGAAUUUGGAUGUCUCGCUAGAAAAGUGGAGCCGCAUAGUAGUGGAUCCCUCAUCAACUCUUAAAAACGAUUUCUAGUAGACAUGGUUGGUUUGUUUCGGCCCUUU